AGAGGUGCGCCCCCGUGCGGCAGACUCUGCCGCGUGUAGAGGACAAACUGGAGGUGUGUGCCACCCACCCGCACUGACUACAGUACCGCUGUAGUUAAUAAGCUCAACUCCCUCCAUUAUCUGUUAGUGUUCAACAAAACAGCAGCCGUGCCCCGCCGCGCCCCCACCCCCAGCGGAGCCGUCAUGUGGCAGGAGGCCCGCAAACAUGAGCGCAAGCUUCGCGGUAUGAUGGUUGACUACAAACGCAGAGGCGAGAGACGGCGAGAAUAUUAUGAAAAGAUUAAAAAAGAUCCAGCCCAAUUUCUUCAGGUCCAUGGUCGUGCUUAUAAGAUCCAUCUAGAUCCUGCUGUGGCUCUAGCAGCAGAAAGUCCAAUCAACAUGAUGCCAUGGCAAGGUGAUACCAGUAACAUGAUUGACAGAUUUGAUGUGAGAGCUCAUCUGGACUACAUCCCAGUUUACAAUCCUUCAGAAGUUGAUGACCAAACACCAGAGCAAGAAAUGGAGGAGAGGAAGUGCAAUUAUGAAAGAUAUAGAGGUUUAGUGCAAAAUGACUUUGCUAACAUCUCCGAAGAGCAAUGUUUAUAUCAGAUUUAUUUGGAUGAACUCUAUGGAGGGCUACCCAAACCAAAUGAGGAUGAGAAGAAAAAACUCACAGAGAAGAAAGCAAGCAUUGGUUAUAUUUAUGAGGACAGCACUGUGACACAGCCUGAGCCUCAGCCAGACAAAGAGGAAGAUGACUCAGAAAAUAGUGAAUCAGAGGAAGAUGAGGGUAUACCUGAUAUAGAUGUAGAAGUAGAUGUUGACGAGUUGAAUGAAGAACAGCUGUUGGACCUCAAUAAAAUUGCAACUCCAUACGGUAUGGCUGAAGGAGACUUUGUCAGAAUGUUGAGGAAAGACAAGGAAGAGGUAGAGGCCAUUAAACAUGCCAAGGCCCUGGAAGCAGAAAAAGCAAUGUACUCUGGCCGACGUUCUCGCCGUCAAAGGAGAGAGUUCAGAGAAAAAAGGCUGAAAGGGAGACAAAUCAGUCCACCCAGGUGCUAUUCUUUUCUUUUUAGUUUGAUCAGCCAAAUCAAUUUUGGUAACUUUUUGUUUUCUUUUUUGUCAUUAGCUAUGCCAGAAGAGACAGUCCAACCUAUGAUCCUUACAAGCGACCAGAGUCUGAAUCUAGUUCAGAAUCACGAUCUCGGUCAAGGACCCCAGGACCUGAGAAAAUCACCUUCAUCACAAGCUUCGGAGGCAGUGAUGACGAAGCCCCAGUCGCAACUCUACCAGCUGCUCCACAGUCGGGCCAUAACGCCUCCAACUUGCAGCAUCCAGCAGGUCAUAGCAGGGGCUCCCGGUCGAAGACGGCGAUCAUCCUCCAGUCGCUCUCGUUCCUCCUCUGAUUCCUCAUCCAACUCAUCAUCUCGCUCUUCGUCACACUCGCGGAGGGGAAGAAGAGACCGUGGUCGAGACAGAAACCGCUCGCGCUCAUAUUCACGCUCAAGACGACGCUCCAAGUCCCACUCCCGGAGCAGAGGCUCCGGAUCAUGGAGAAGACGCGACAGGACGAGAUCUCGAUCCAAUGAUAGAGACAGAGAGCGAGACAGAGACAGGAGGCGAUACUCCUCACAUCGGCGCUCAAGAUCACGCUCUGACUCUAGACAGCGUGGUGCUUCAUACCGCGGAAGUCGCAGCAGCAGAGGAAACAGCCGAUCGGAGUCUCCCAGUCACCAGACCUAUAGCCCCUCUCCUCCUCACAGAGGGGUACAGCCGUCCGCCACUGCUGUCUCUGACAAGUUAAGAAAGCCUGAUACUGUGGGUGGUAAAGAGACGGGAGCUGCCAAAGUCAAAAUGACCCCACAGGAGCGGCUAAAGUUGCGUAUGCAGAAGGCGCUUAACAAGCAGUCUAAAGCUGACAAGAAAGCUGCUCAAGUCAAGAUCCAACAACAGGAACAUAAGCGGCAGGAACGUGAGGGAGAGCUUCGAGCCAUGGCACGGAAAAUACGAAUGAAAGAGCGAGAGCGCCGUGAGAGGGAGCGGGAUGAAUGGGAAAGACAGUAUGGCCGAGACAGCCAUUCGCCCUCCCCAUCAAAAUAUAGUCGAGAUCACAGCUCUCAUAGAAGAAGAUCUCGGUCUCGAUCGCGGAGUCCAUAUUAUCGACACUGAGGUGAACUUCAGUCCUCCAAGGACCCCAAGUGCUUUCUUAAUGCCGACUGGGACAUGGACUACUCCUGAUCUUCAUGAUGUUUGAAAUCUAAUUUGUACAUUUGUAAAUCCAACAUUAUUUUCAUCACCUCCUUAGACUGAAGGGCAAACAAUGCAUUGUUAUGUAUUUAAAACCCUGAUGAAACCAGCUCAAUUUAUUUUGCUGUUUAUUAUUUCAACAGGACUGUGAGCAAAUGCUUGAAUCAUCUAACACUGAGCGCAACCGGUUAUCUUAUUACUGAAUGCCUGUAUGUUUGACUGUGAGAAUAACUUCAUUAUGCGCUUUGCAUUGUUAACAUUCUUCUAUAAUAAUCAUUUGAGUUUGUGUGUUAGGCCAAGUAAUAUUCAAUGCUUCGAAUGAAAUAUGCAGUGCAAACGCUGCUUCAGAACAUGUAUUUCACAACAGAAGUUUGCAGUAGCAAUCUGCUUAUUCUGUACUCUACUUAAGGCUGUAAUAAACAUACUUUGAAUAUUA
Messenger RNA from Boleophthalmus pectinirostris (great blue-spotted mudskipper), 2662 nucleotides. It is a transcript of the gene clasrp, whose product is annotated as CLK4-associating serine/arginine rich protein. Lineage: Eukaryota; Metazoa; Chordata; Actinopteri; Gobiiformes; Gobiidae. Bases 184 to 2148 code for a protein of 654 amino acids. The transcript is spliced from 20 exons. The record is from RefSeq and is a predicted model, not a curated record.